AUGGUUCGGCGCCAAAUGCCGCCGCGCGCCUGCAAGAGCAAGAGCCAGAGCGCCGCCAGGCCCAGUCUUAGUCCCAGCCGCCUGGCCAAGAAGCCCAGCCUGACGCCGACCACCGGUUCUCAGGCGCAAUCGCAGACCAUCGCAAAGUCGAGGCCCACCGGUCUCGAGACGAUUUUUGAACGGCCCGGCAAUGAGGACGACGGGCCCACCAGCAGCCAUGCCGUGGCAUUCGGCGAGUGCCAGCGCCGCGUCCUCGCCCUGGGUACGGGCGAAAAAAAAAGAACCCUGUCGCAGAAGAGCUGCCUGAAGGUGCGCAACACCUUGGGCGAACGCAGCACCCGGCACAUGAUGACACUGCGGGCGUCCCGCACUACUUUGGACAGCGUAAUGCUCGGGGGCUCGGACGAUGAAGGCGAGUCGGUCGGAGUCGCUCCCGCAGUCGCUCCCGUAGCUGCUCCCGAAGUCGUUCCCGCUGGAGGAAAUGCCGGUACAAAUCAGCCGGCACCAUUAGUGCUGCGCACCAGCAGGAGGCUCAAGAUUCUGCCUCCGUUUUAG
Drosophila miranda is the source of this 555-nucleotide messenger RNA. Its product is annotated as protein tantalus-like. The transcript has a single exon. Bases 1 to 555 code for a protein of 184 amino acids. NCBI's taxonomy places the organism in Eukaryota, Metazoa, Arthropoda, Insecta, Diptera, Drosophilidae. The record is from RefSeq and is a predicted model, not a curated record.